This is a messenger RNA of Paramecium tetraurelia, 426 nucleotides long. RefSeq lists its product as uncharacterized. The record is from RefSeq and is a predicted model, not a curated record. NCBI's taxonomy places the organism in Eukaryota, Ciliophora, Oligohymenophorea, Peniculida, Parameciidae. The transcript has a single exon.
AUGUUAAUUACUUCGUAUUUAUUAAUGAACCUUAUUCACAAAACAAAAACGGCCCAACUUGAUCUAAUCAAAUUUUAAUUAUAUAGACAUCUUCAUUUUGUUUAAUUUUAAAAAGAUUAAAUUGAAUUGUAAAUAUGUCCUAAGAAACUGCAAGUCCAGUUAAAGAACCUAGAAAAAUCAUUAAUUGCUAGCGCCUUUGAUUCUCCACAUUGCUUUUAUUCAUUAAACGCCUUAAUUUAAAAAUAAGGUGGAUUAUUUCUAUUGUUACCAAUCUUUGAAAACAAUCUCAAUUACAAUGGAAUUAUGAAUAAAAAUUUGCUUUACUUUCCUACUUCCUUCAGGGAAUUCGAGUUCUGGUAGCUAAAACCUUGUAAAAUUAGAGAAACUAUGUCAGAGAUUAAUAUUGUAAAUGCGAUUGGCAUCUGA